GAUGAGAGUUUGGAAAUGCGACGAAGAGAGUGUUGUUUCUUAUUUAAAUAAGAUUUUAAUUGAAUGUAAAGAAUUACUAUUGAAGAAGUCAUUAGAACAAGUUGUCGUUGUUAUAUACGAUGGUUUAGACCAUUCGCCCAAGGAAAGGUGGGCAAUCCGUUUGGAUGAGAGGGAGGAAGUAUCUUCCGAGCAUGAAUCUACCGUUGAGGAAGUUAAGAAGAAAUUUUCAGACAUAUUAAAACAAAUAAAGGCUUCUUCGAAUUUACUACCACUUCACGAUGGGAAAUGUAUCUUCGAUGUACUACUAGUUGUAAAAAAGGAUGUUAGCGUACCGGAAACAUUUGAACCAACUUCAGCACAAUUUUUAACGAAUGCCGAAGAUUUACCUUUUCAAGCUUUGAAUGUACCACACUUUAAAUUAGACUCAUUCGUAACUUAUAAAGUAUAA
Messenger RNA from Dimorphilus gyrociliatus, 448 nucleotides. The record is from the annotation of a GenBank genome assembly. Lineage: Eukaryota; Metazoa; Annelida; Polychaeta; Dinophilidae.